Serinus canaria (Common canary) is the source of this 7035-nucleotide messenger RNA. RefSeq names its product synaptotagmin-like protein 2. Gene Ontology annotation, molecular function: small GTPase binding; neurexin family protein binding. Bases 2417 to 5305 code for a protein of 962 amino acids. Gene Ontology annotation, biological process: exocytosis; intracellular protein transport. The record is from RefSeq and is a predicted model, not a curated record. The transcript is spliced from 16 exons. NCBI's taxonomy places the organism in Eukaryota, Metazoa, Chordata, Aves, Passeriformes, Fringillidae. Gene Ontology annotation, cellular component: plasma membrane; exocytic vesicle.
ACAAAAGGAGUUGGCUCGUGGUUUCUGUUAACCUUUUCCUUCUAAUGCAGCUAUUUCAGCGAGAGAAAACAUUUUCAUGGGAAAGGAAAAUAAAAGGCUCUUUACAAAGAAGUAGCCUUUUCCCCAAGAUGUAGCCUUUAUUUUUAAUUGACUGCCAUACUGAUGAAUAAAUAUGAGUCUUCUCUGAAAAUAUUUUCUGAAGUAGUUUCAGCCCACAUGUCAUGGGGUUUGUUAAAAAUAAAUAAAAGUUCUCAAGAAGCAAAUACUGUGAUGUGUCCCUAGAUACCUUUUCAAAAAUAAAAUCUGUCCCAGAAAAUUCUGUGAAUGUCUUUGUAGAAGCAGGAAUGUGCCUGAGAGCCAGAGAGGAGUAGAUGGAACUAAGCAUGGAAGAGCCAUAACAAGCUGGAUGAAAUGUAGGUUUAAACAGUAGAGAUUCACCAGGGUUUUUUUAUUAUUGUUUCUGUUUAAACUAUUUAGAGUGGUAUGGACAGUUUCUCACAUGAAAAAAGCUAUAUUGUAGUGUGACAAGCACAGCCAUUCUUGCCUUAAAGGAGUAGGAAAUGCUGUUUCCUUUCCUCCAGCAAUUUUUUACAAAAGAAAACCAACAGUUUUUAUGACAAUACCAUUGCUUUUAUUAGCUUUUUCCUGCAGUGUUCUGUGGUCUUUAUUUGUAAACAUUAUGGUCAGAUGCCUGUUCUUUUAACAUGUUGUUACACCAUUGCAAAAAGCACAAACUUUUGUGAGUUUAUCAUCUGUAAAAUAAGGCAAGUCUGUGAAAUGAUGUCAAAUGAUGAGCAAGGUUCAGCUGAAGCACUGGUUCUCAGCUUUGGAUGGGUCCCUUGAUGAAAGAGGUGCACCAUGUACAGUCCAAAGGAGUGACAAAAAUGAUGAUAAGGCCAGCUUUGAGGGAUCUGAAGGAGCUGUGGUUGGUUAACACGGAGGCUGAGGUGUCCAGCCCAGGGAAGAUGGCUGCAAAGGGAUAAUUCCUGUGCCAGCUGGUGUCAGUCAGGUAGCAAAUGGAAGAAGUUUCUUGCUGACAGCAAAGCACUGAAAUAGGUGGCCUGAAAGGGCUGAGGUUGGCAUCCUCAAAGGCACAGAUUAGGAACUAAGGGUGACACAAGCUUUGAGGUUAGGGAAGGGGCCUGAUGACCUUCAGAUCAUGUUUGCCAUGAAAGAUGGGGUUUAUUGAUUUUUAAUGAUCUGCCUCCCAAGGCUGUGGCUUUGGAAGAAAUAACAAAGUAUCGUGGAACCCACAAACACUUGAAAGGUUUGCAGACAGUGGAAAAACUGAGUGAGGUAGAAACUGCCUACAUGGACAGGAGCAGAACUAUCCUCCCUCCAAGGUGGGUCUCACUGCCCUCAAGUUGGCCAGGAGAGAGGAAAAGGAAUAAAGUGGCAAGGCAGUGCUUGUUUUACCUUUCCUCCACACCCUGCAGCCUCUGGCCAUUUUUGCUGUCUUUUGAAACACAAAGUGAUCUGCACCAGUAGUGUUUGAAUAGCAAAUAUCAGUGCAGCAUAAAGCAAAGAGCUCUCAUAUUAGAAAAUGAGCACCCCCUGGUAUUUGAUAGCAUAACAUGCAGCAGAAAUACCUGCAGGUUGUUGUUCUGCCAUCUUCUGAUUGCUUUACAAAGGUUGGCUGCUUAUCCUUGGUCUCAUUUAGGACAUAAAGAAGUGAGGAUAAGAAGAAAGGAGGUACAAAGCAAGCAAGGUAAUUUAUAUACAUAUUUUGUUUGUAGCAUGUUGAGUCAACUGUUUAUCUGUUAGUUGGAAAGGGCUGAAAUAAAACAUCGUCUUGGUUGGGUUAAUACCACGUGAGGAGCUCUAGGAAGGGGAGGAAAGUAGGGCAGCUUGUUUUGGAACUUGUGCUGGAGAACAAAUAAAAACCCCCAAUGUACACAUUCACUUACCAUAUGUCACGCUUAUCUGAGAGGCAUCUCAGGGCUGUUUCUUUGCAGGGAUGCUUGAACUGCACAGAGCAGCCUUGCCUGCUGAGGAGAGUGCAUGCCAGAGGAGCUGGGCUUGCUGUGGGUGAGAGGAGCUUUCGUGCCUACUGAGGCAGGAGCUCGCUCCUUCCCCCGCUCCCCUCUGCGACUGGCGCCGGCACCCGGAUCGCUGCAGCUGUGCCUGAAGGAAAGCAAAGGAGCCUGAUUUUGCUGAGAGAAUUUUCCUGGCAGGGGAGGGCAUGCAGUGCAGAGAGCUGUGCCUGCCCAGAGCCUGGAAGUGCGAGUCCAGGUGCUAGGGUGAGUUCCACCCAACCAGGCUGUGGUGACUCCUUCCUCUGCAGCCGCGUCUUGCUCAGCACCAGGGGGGCUGUGAGUGAGGGGCUGCCCAUGGCCCCGUGGCAGCCUGGGCUGGAUUAGUGCCUGCUCUGUGUCCCCUUGAGCCAUCUGAGGAACUGAAGAACACAGCAGGGAAGAUGCUGGACUUGAGCUUCCUGACCGAGGAGGAGUAUGAAAAGCUGAUGAAGGUUCUGCAGAGAGAUGCAGAGCUGAAGAAGAAGGAUGGGGAUCGCAUCAGGAGGAUUCAAGGCUCCAUCACAGAUGAAAAGAAGAAGAAGUUUGUGACAGGUGAAUGGUUUUCAGAAGUGAAGGCAAAACGGUUCCAGGAAGACUUGGCAGGGCCGGAUCUCCUUCGGGCAUCCAUCAGAAGGAAAAAGGGAAAGCUAGAAAAUGAGGACAAGAGGCACAUCCAGACAAGUCUGGAAAGCAAAGCUGCCCCAGUUCCUGCCUUUCCUGAGGACAUUGCUGAUGCAGGAGAGGGAAGAUCCAGUACACCUACUCUUGAAACCACAGAGCAGAAAAUUUUGCCAAAACCGAAGCCAAGACUUCCUGUCCAUUUAUCUGCAUCAUACAAGAGAUCCAGCAUACAUGAUGUCUCUUCCUCAGAGAGUGACACAGGAACAAGUCCAAUUGUGACUGAAACAAACAGCUUUCAUUUGUCUGGAAAAGGUCAUGGAGUACCUCCAGUGCCCACCAGGCUUUCAGGGGAUGCUGUGCCCCAGCCCAGCUCUGCAGCUGGAGGAGAAGCUGCUGAUGGAGCCACAGAGGGGCCAAAAACUCCAGCCGAGGAAACUUAUCCUCCCAGCAAAAUACCGGUUAAGAAGAAAGCAAGCAGAACCUUGCCCAGGGGUGAGCAGGCUGUGAAUCACACGGGGCCAGCAGAGAACAGCCUUGCCAAGGAGGAGGCAGCGGCGAGCCCCAGAGCACUGCCCGCAGAAGGGGAGAGCAGCCGGGCCGGCAAGCAGGGAGUGAACUACACCAUCUCAUCCAUGAGUAACAGGGAGGAGGAGACCGGCCUGGACCGCGAGCACUUCAGGAACCUGAAGAACUUUUGGGAGAAGGGAGCAGGCCCGGGGGCAGAGCCGGGCGGGGCGGGGGCGGACGCUCGGCAGCUCAGGCUGUGCCGCUCGCUCUCCCUGCAGCCCGGGCCAGGCCAGGGGGCUGAAGGGCAGCCCGGUGCCUUCAGCAAAACAAGGAGCCCCUACAAAAGGACUAUAACCUUGUCUUCCAGCGAGGAAGAGCCCAGCUAUGCUGCCCCAGCAGGGAAGGGCUCCGUUUCUGUCGCUCCCACAUCCGCCUGUGCCAAGAGCAAAGGGGGCCUGGUUACAAGAAAUGACUCGCUGGGAGAAAGCAACGGGAAGCUGCUGAUGCCAGAGGAAGAGAAGGUGGUGCAGCACUGCUCCAAGAAAUCCAGGCUGCCAGUGAGAGCACCUUCCAUGCAGCUCGAGUCGCCCACCAAGGAUGUGUCUGGCAGCACGCUGGGGCCAGGGGUGCCCGUGCAGGAGGAGCUGGUCGUGGCAGCAGAGCGCAAGCCCACAGGGAGGUCCCCGGCGAGCAGGGUGCAGAUACUGAUCGAGCCUGUGCCCACAGAUGGGGAAAGUGAGGAUGAGAAAGAGGAAAUGUCUGAUUUGGGCACUCAAGACCGCAUGGAAAUAAAUGGAGAGCUACCUGAGGAAAAAAUGUGCAAGUCUUCAGCCCAGCCAACAGCCCGUGAGCCAUCUGGAGAGAGAGAAGCUGUUCAGGGAACAGACUCAGCUGUUUACUCAGAGGAAGAUGGGGAUCAUUCUCCUGCUGCUCAGGCACUGGCCCGAGCAAAUAGCAUUAAUCUUGCAAAGAGCAUGGUGAACAUUUACACAACCACAGAGACAUACAAUAAACCUCAUUUGAUACCACAUCAAUUUCUUGAACCUGAAAGAGUCAAAGAACUGAGCAGAUCCUCUCCCCUCCUGCUGUCUGAGACGGAGUCAGACACGGCCUCGGAGCUCAGCUUCCAGCUGGGCAGGCACAAGAAGUCCCCCAGCACUGGCAGCCACUCCUCUGACAUGGCUUCUGUCUCCUCGGUGAGUGGCAGUGUGCUCAGUGUCUACAGUGGUGACUUUGGGAGUGUGGAUGCCCAAGGAACCGUGGAAUUUGCUCUGGACUAUGACGAGAAGAACCGGGAGUUCCAGGUGCACGUGUCCCAGUGCAAGGGCUUGGCUGUAGUGGAUGAGAGGAAAGGCAGAACUGACCCGUAUGUUAAAACUUACCUGCUCCCAGACAAAGCCAGGAUGGGUAAGAGGAAAACGUCAGUGAAGAAGAGGACAGUGAACCCCAUUUACAAUGAGGUGUUACGGUAUAAAAUAGAGAAAAUGGUAUUGCUGAUCCAAAAAUUAAAUCUCUCUGUUUGGCACAAUGAUCCAUUGGGACGUAACAGUUUUUUGGGAGAGAUUGAAAUAGACUUGGCCAGCUGGGACUGGAGCAACAGGAAACUCAACUGGUACCCGCUGAAGCCCCGGAGCCUUUCUGCUGUUAAUGGUGUGGAUCAUCGAGGAGUGAUGAGUUUGUCCAUUAAGUACGUCCCCCCUGGAAGCCUAGGGCCCAGGAAUCCUCCCUCUGGUGAAGUUCACAUUUGGGUCAAAGACGUCAAGGACCUGCUGCAGUUGCGUCCGUCUGGAGUUGACUCCUUUGUGAAGUGCUAUGUGCUUCCAGACACCAGUAAGAAGAGCUACCAAAAGACCCGAGUCAUAAAGAGAGACACAAACCCUGUUUUCAAUCACACCAUUGUGUAUGAUGGCUUCCACACGGAGGAUCUGAAGGAUGCCUGUGUUGAACUCACUGUGUGGGAUCAUGAGAAGCUUACCAACCAUUUCCUUGGAGGAAUCAGGCUGGGCCUUGGGACAGGUUUGAGCUAUGGCAUCUCUGUGGACUGGAUGGACUCCACUCAGGAGGAGGUGGCCUUUUGGCAGGAGAUGAUGUUGGCUGCCAAUGAAUGGAUCGAGGGAUUGCUGCCACUGCGCUCGCUGGCAGGGAGGAAAAAGCUGAAAUAACCCAUUGUUGGUGCCAUGGAAAUGCCCAGUGUGCUCAUUAGGAAUGAGGAAACUUCCUGCACCGGGGUGAAAGAGACCAUCCACAGGGCUGCAAGUGUCAGGGUAAUGAGGCAGUUAAUGGGCAUCACCUUGGAGGUGUUAAUGUUCAGUACUAAUCCACCCACAGAGGACAUGGACCAUGCCAAACUGAUGCCAUGCAGGAUUUUAACCAAGAAGAAACUUAAUUUGCCUUUUUGUUUAAUCAUUUAUGUAUUCAGUAUAUUUUAAUUCCAUUAAGCUCUGGGAACAUUGGCAGAAGGAAAAGGAGAUAUGGAUACUUUGAUACUUUUUUUUUCCCCCCAUUUCUUGUGCCAUUUUUCUUCCAUGCAGAGUUGUAGUUGUACUGAAGCAGCAGCAUGGUAUUAUUCAUACUCCCUGCAAGGGGUACACUUUGUACUUGGUGUACAAUUGCUCCAAAUCACCAGCACAGUUUGAGAAUGGGAGCUUUGCAUUUGUCACCCGUGAUAACACCUCUUUAACAUGAGGGAAAUUGACUUCCAAGGUGCAUCUAAAGAAAGAGAGGACUAUUUGCAGCAGAAAAUGAAGAAACCUGAGGAGGAUGACAAUGAGGAAUUUGAUACAUUAAUUUCUUUGUGCAGGGAUGCUCUGAGAGAUAGUGGGAUUUUGGGACUAUUUUCCUGGCUUUCCCACAGGCUUCCUCAGAGACCUCAGGAAGGUCUCUUUGUGAAAUGAGAGUUUGAGUGCAAUAUAAACCAAAAUGUUUGCCCAAAUGUAGAAUAUGGUUACACUGCUAAGGGGCCUUUGCAAUGCCUCGUGUGCAGAACAUUUCAAUAUGAACUGAUGAGGUGGGAGACAGUGUCACACUGGCCUGGCAUCAGGGGUCAGGGGGGAAAGGUCACAGCCACCCUGGGCACAGGAGAUACUGGGAGCUAGGGAGGGAGUGAGAGAAUGUGCAGGGAGUGCAGUUUCCUGGGGUCUCCUGCAUCUGCAUCCCCUGCUGCCCUUCUCCUCUUCCCUUCACCUGAUGCCUGUUAGUGAGUUGUCAGUGGCUGGAAUUUCCCUUUUGCCAGUAGCUUGCAAAGAAAUCUUUGCAUCCGGCACAGGGACCGUGGUGGAGUGGUGUUGUGAAUACAUUUUGAAUUGCAGCUUUGUAAUUUCUAUUUUGGAUGUACAUACUGUGAUUAAAUAGAAUGUUUUUCUUUUGUCAUCAGCUGGUUGUCUUGUACCUAUUUUCACUGUGCUCCAAAUGACAAAAAAACAAAAGAGGUGUUAAAUUUUGUUAUGUCAAAAUGAGGCAUUUUUGCCAAAGGGCAAGUGAAAUGUCAUGAAGAAAUAAUUUUUAUAACUAUCCUACUUAAGAUUUUGGCUCUCUGAUUAUUUUGAUAUUCUUCUUUAAUGGAUUGAUUUUAUUUAACUCAAGCCUGCUGUGAAUUUUCAGCUUAGCAAAGAUGGUUGUAAAUAAAUUAAUGGAAAAAUGUACGCUUAGAGUAAUAAGACUUUUUAUUUAAAUGGAAACAUUUGGGAUAUAAUCAGCUUUCAUGGGAAAAAAGAAAGAAUUAAAGUGGUUUUGCAGUUGGAAAAAGACAAUAAUUGGAAAUGCACCAGACACAGUAAUAAAAGCACUAGGAGAGAGUCCAUAGAGCAACAGAAUUAAGCAGUGACUGUCUAAUGAAGGAGCUGACAGAUCUGUUAACAUCAGCCCAAAAAUACUUUGCAGGGAAUCCAGCCUG